Salvia splendens (bonfire salvia) is the source of this 629-nucleotide messenger RNA. RefSeq names its product copper transporter 1. Bases 68 to 523 code for a protein of 151 amino acids. Gene Ontology annotation, cellular component: plasma membrane. NCBI's taxonomy places the organism in Eukaryota, Viridiplantae, Streptophyta, Magnoliopsida, Lamiales, Lamiaceae. The record is from RefSeq and is a predicted model, not a curated record. Gene Ontology annotation, molecular function: copper ion transmembrane transporter activity. Gene Ontology annotation, biological process: copper ion transmembrane transport. The transcript has a single exon.
UUCCUCUAUCUCCACCCAACCAUCCUUCCUCCAGGCAAUCAAAACGCAGCGUUUCGGAAUCGGAUAAAUGGAUCAUGACAUGCCCGGCAUGACGAUGUCACCUCCGUUGGCCAGCAGUGGCGAUGGUGGAGGUCAUACCAUGAUGGGGUCAUCCAUGGCGCACAUGACCUUCUUUUGGGGGAAAAACUCCGAGAUCCUGUUCUCGGGGUGGCCCGGGACCCGCACGGGGAUGUACGUGCUGGCCCUCAUUUUUGUGUUUGCUCUUGCAUUUAUCGUUGAGUUGCUUUCUAGUUACCUGCAGAGGGCCAAGAAAGUAAACGCCCUGGUCCGGACCCUUGUCCAUGGUCUGAGGAUCGGGUUGGCUUACCUUGUCAUGUUAGCGUUGAUGUCAUUUAACGCCGGAGUUUUCAUAGUGGCCGUCGUGGGACAUAGUGUAGGGUUUCUGGUGUUUGGGAGUAGGGUUUUCAAGAGAUUUUGUGGUGACUCAGACAAGGCUGGUUAUGACAAUCGGGUUGGUUGCUGACGUGGCCAUCUACUAAUAUUGUGUGUGAUAUUAAGAAUGUGUACCGUAAUUUACUCUGAUUGAUUUCAAUUCCUAUUGGUUGAUAUGAUAAUGUUGGAAUUAUUUA